Lepus europaeus (European hare) is the source of this 7565-nucleotide messenger RNA. RefSeq names its product endophilin-A1. The transcript has 26 exons. Gene Ontology annotation, biological process: synaptic vesicle uncoating; centriole-centriole cohesion; protein localization to organelle. Gene Ontology annotation, molecular function: protein binding. Gene Ontology annotation, cellular component: presynapse; centriole; cytoplasm. Bases 13 to 4215 code for a protein of 1400 amino acids. The record is from RefSeq and is a predicted model, not a curated record. Lineage: Eukaryota; Metazoa; Chordata; Mammalia; Lagomorpha; Leporidae.
GCAGCAGCGGCCAUGGCGGCGCGCUCUCCCCACUCCCCACUUCCUCCGCCCCCAGCGCGACAGUUGGGCCCCCGGCCCCCACGUGUUGGGCGGGGAGCUGAGGCACACGCAGUGCGCAGCGAGGCCUCGGGCCUGGCGGGCGCGGCGCGGGAGGCCGUAGCGGACAAAAGUGACAUACAGUGGAGGGGCGAAGAAGGGUCAGGGAGCCGGCGAGGGCCAGAGAGGGCAGCUCCGGCUCACGCUCCCCUCCUCAGCCCGCACUCGGGGUCCAGGCGGCUGGAGGGCAUCUCCGUAGAGGAGGCGAUGGUGACCCGGACGCAGCUGCUGGAGGAAGAGCUGAGCAGCCUAAAGGAGGAGCUGGCCCUGUGUCAGGCUGACAAAGAAUUUGUAUGGUCUUUGUGGAAACGUCUCCAGGUGGCAAAUCCAGAUCUCACACAAGCAGUCAGUUUGGUUGUGGAAAGAGAAAAGCAGAAAUCUGAAUAUAAGGAUAGAAAAGUUCUAGAAAUUCUGCAAGUCAAGGAUGCUAAAAUACAAGAAUUGGAACAGAGAGAAUCAGUACUAAAGCAGGAAAUAAAUGACCUUGUAAAAAAGAAGAUUGCAGUAGAUGAAGAAUAUGCUUUCUUAAGGGAAGAAUUCAGCAACUUGCAGAAGAAAUUUAAAGAUAAAAGUCAAGAAGUUAAGGACACUAAGGAGCGUGUACAGAAUAAAGAAGAACAAAAUAGACUGGUUAUAAAAAAUCUGGAGGAGGAAAAUGAGAAAUUAAGUAUCCGCUGCGCUGACCUGCUAAAUGACCUGGAGAAACUGAGGAAGCAGGAAACACAUUGGAGAAAAGAAAAACACAGCACUGAAGCAAAAAUAAAGGCCUUUGAAGACAACUUAAUUGAAGCAAAGAAAGAAAUUGAAGCAUCACAGAGUAAAUAUAAUGCCCUAUCAUUACAGCUGAAUAAUAAACAGACUGAACUCAUCCAAAAGGAUAUGGACAUUACCCUGGUUAGGAAAGAAUUGCAGGAGCUGCAGAAUCUUUACAAACAGAACAGUGCACACACAGCACAGCAAGCAGAGCUGAUCCAGCAGCUUCAGGUUCUCAAUAUGGACACACAGAAAGUACUGAGGAAUCAGGAAGAUGUUCAUACAGCUGAAAGUAUAUCCUAUCAAAAACUUUACAAUGAGUUACAUGUUUGUUUUGAAACAACAAAAUCAAGUGAAGCUAUGCUGCGGCAAAGUGUUGUUAAUCUUCAGGAUCAGCUGUUUCAAAAAGAGCAAGAAAACGCUAAAUUAAAAGAAGAACUUCAGGAAUCACAAAGAGCACACUACACGUUACCUCAAGAAAGUGAUUCAGACCACUCAGCACAGGCAUCUCAGCAGCCAUCUUUAUCAAGUUUAGAAACAUUAAUGGUCUCACAGAAGUCUGAAAUCGAGUAUUUACAGAAGAAACUGGAAGUAGCAAAUGCAAAACUUUCAGAGGACAGAACUACUAACAAGGGUUUCUCAGAGAAGAGCACCAUGUCAAGUGCUGAAGGAAUGCAUAAGGAACCACCUGUGAAACGUUCAAGGUCUUUGUCCCCAAAGAACUCUAUUACAGACUCAGAGGAGCUAAGGAAGCUGAGAAAAGCUGAAAGAAAGAUUGAAAACUUAGAGAAGGCACUGCAACUAAAGAGCCAAGAAAAUGAUGAGCUAAGAGAUGCCCAUGAAAAACGCAAGGAAAGGCUACAGAUGUUACAGACCAACUACAGAGCAGUAAAAGAGCAAUUAAAACAGUGGGAGGAAGGCAGUGGCAUGGAUGAAAUCAGAAAAAUGAAGAGAGCAGAUCCCCAACAACUUCGACAAGAAGAUUCUGAUGCUGUAUGGAAUGAACUGGCAUAUUUCAAAAGGGAGAACCAAGAACUAAUGAUUCAAAAAUUGAAUCUUCAAGAAGAAUUGGAUGAACUAAAAGUACAUAUAUCUGUUGAUAAGGCAACAAUACAAGAGUUGAACAGAUUUGUAGCAGAGAAAAGAGAAGAACAACUCUUCAGAUACGGUGAAGAUGAUGGGGUCAAGAAGAGUACUACAGAGAAGAAUGAGAAAGAAAUGUUGGAGCAGACAUUACAGAAGGUCAUUGAGUUGGAAAAUCGGCUAAAAUCUUUUGAGAAAAGAUCGAGGAAAUUAAGAGAGGGAAAUAAAAAAUUAAUACAAGAAAAUGAUUGCCUGAAAUCCCUCUUACAACAGCAGCAAGAAGAUGCAGACACCAGAGAAAAAGAGCUAGAACAGCUCCUAAAGGAGAGUAAAGAUGUAGAAAAAGACAAAACUGAACUUCAAGUAAAAAUCAGUGAGCUGGAGAGAGAAGUCACUUCCCUGAGGAGACAAGUGGCAGAAGCUAAUGCAAUGAGAAAUGAAAAUGAAGAGCUGAUGAAUCCAACAGAGAAACUGCACCAUUCAGCUGACAAAGUUAAACCUGAGAUGGCCAUCAUGGAUGUGAGAUCUGGGCACUAUGAUUGUAAAACAACUACUACCAAGGUUAAAUUUAAAGCUGCCAAGAAAAAGUGCUCUGUGGGUCGUCACCACACUGUUCUCAAUCACUCCAUCAAGGUUAUGAGCAAUGUGUUUGAGGACCCUAGCAAGGACGGCUGGCAGGAUGUGAGUGAAAGCAGCAGUGAUUCUGAAACACAGACUUCUCAAAGUUUGGGAACAAUUACUGUGGAAACAACUCAGAAAAUAAGCCCUAUAGAAGAUGGAAGAGACCAGAAGGAAACUGACCAAAUAAAAGACAGACAAAUACAAGGAAAAGAAAUAGUACAAGCACAUUCAAGUAUGGAUUGCAAGACCACCAAGAAUACCAAAAAGCCAGCUUCUCAAAAGAAGAGUGGUAAUAUGCAAAAGAACCCAUAUACAACAAUUCCUACUAGAGUCACCAGAGAAAAGUACAGAGGUAUAAUUGCCCAGAAAUCAAGUAGUAAUCUUAUUUUAUUACGAGAACGGAUUAUAUCCUUGCAACAGCAAAACACUAUACUUCAGAAUGCAAAAAAAACUGCAGAAUUAUCUGUUAGAGAAUAUAAGGAAGUGAACGAAAAACUCCUUCAUCAGCAGCAAGUAUCUGAUCAACGAUUUCAGACAAGCAGACAGACAAUAAAGAAGCUAAACUCAGAUUUGGCUGGGCUUCGAAAAGAAAAAGAAGAUUUACUAAAGAAAUUGGAGUCCUCAUCUGAAAUCACAAGUUUAGCAGAAGAAAUUUCCCGUGUCACAGUUCCACGGAUACAGGUGACAUCACUUGGUCCUUCAAGGAGCAUGGAUAUGGAAAUGAAACAAUUGCAGUGUAAACUAAAGAAUGCAACUAAUGAACUCACUAAGCAGUCAUCAAAUGUGAAGUCUCUGAAAUUUGAACUCUUAGCGAAAGAAGAACACAUAAAGGAAAUACAUGAAAAGAUGUCUCGAAUGGAGAGGGAUAUAACUAUGAAAAGACAUUUGAUAGAAGACUUGAAAUUUCGACAGAAAGUAAAUUCAGAAAGUAAUGAGAGUUUUAAUGAAAUGUUAGAAAAUCUUGAAAAAAAGGUAAAGACAUUAACUGAAGAAUGUUCCAACAAGAAGAUAUCAAUUGAUUCACUAAAGCAAAGACUUAAUGUUGCUGUAAAAGAAAAAUCACAGUAUGAACAGAUGUACCAGAGGACUAAAGAGGAACUAGAAAAAAAGGAACUCAAGCUUACUAUCCUAGCAUCAAAAAUAAAUGAGACUGAGACUGCAAUGGCAGAAAUUGAAACAGCAGCAUCUAAGCAACUUCAAGGAUUAGCACUGCAAAGUGAGCAGGUCCUCGAAGGGGCACAGAAGAAACUACUGAUAGCCAAUGAGACAGUGGAAGAGUUCAGGAUAUUUGUAAAGGGUUUGGUCAAAGAGUUACAAAAAGAGGUCCAUGUGAUAAGACGACAAAUCAGAGAGCUUAAAAAAAUGCAAAAAAACAGGGUUGCUUGUAAAACCUCAACCCAUAGAGCCCAGACCUUGGCAGCUUCUAUCCUGAACAUUUCACGAUCAGAUCUAGAGGACAUAUUGGACACAGAAGAUGAAGAGGAAAUUGAAAAGACAAAGAUGGAUGCUGAAAAUGACAAGGAAUGGCUGUUGUACAUUCAGAAACUUCUUGAAGGACAGCUUCCUUUUGCUUCAUAUUUACUAGAAGCAGUACUGGAGAAGAUAAAUGAAAACAAGAAACUAGUUGAAGGAUAUUUCACAAUUAUGAAAGAUAUUAGAUGAUGUUAUAAUAGAACACAUCUUCCCAAAUGUGAAAACUUUUUAUGUGGUAUGAUUGGAAAACAUUCAUUGCAAUCCUCAUAUGGUAUUUGCUCCAACUAUCAAUAGUCAAGUUCAAUACGAAAAUAAGAAGUCUUGGAAACUAAUUAAUUGCUGAACAAGAGGAACUAAUUAAGUGCCUAGCCAUCUUAUAGGAAAUAGUAUAGCAUUUGAUUAUUGAAUACAAAUAUUGCCACAAAUCAAUGCAAACUUUAAAAUGAUUUUCCUUCCAAUGCACUAAACUAAAACAAGCUUGGUACACACAAAUUGGUCUGAAUAUAAAAAGAAGAAGGUAUAAAUGAAAGAUAUAAUGUUUUAGAUUUUAAACCAGACUUUCUACAGCAAAACAGCUCUAAAUGGCCCUAAGUGAACCAGUGAGCAACACAUUUGUAUUGCCAGCAAAUGUAAAAUGAAGCAUCACAACUUAAGGGUGAACAUUUAAUGAAAUACAUUGUGUGUUCUGAUUUUCAUCUACCUUCAUUGCUAUACUGGGUUAUAUAGGAGAUACUGUAUUUUUCUAUUUUCAUAGCAAUAAAAACAUUUUCUCUUCUUCCUCCUACCCCUCUCUUCCGCUCUCUCUUUUUUAAAUUUACCAUACUCUGUACUCAUAUUUAGUGUACAAAUUAGUUUAGAUCUAGCAAAAUCCUACUGUGGUCAACUAAUUAAGUUUGUAUUCUUACCAAUCCAUGUUUAGAUUUUUGGAUAUUCCCACCUAUUUCACCUCCUCACUGUGUUCCUGUUCCACCUGCUUUGGUUUCUCGAAUUCACCAAAUUUUCACCUAUUGCCCACAUUUGCCAUUGGUAUUCUCUUUCUAGAAUACCCCUCACAGAGUUUCCCUCAUGGCUGGCCCCUUAUCGUCAUUCAGAUUCACCUUAUGCCUUCCCUCAGAGACACAUUCCCUGACUAUCUUACCAUUUCAUUUCCUUAUAAGACAAAAUUAUCUAGUUUAUGCAUCAGUUCACUUAUUUCUUGUUUACUGUCUCCUCUCCCCUCCCCCAACCCCACAGAAUAUUGGCCCCAUGAGAUUAAGGUAAAGGUUGGAAAAUUAUAACUCCCAGGCCAAAUCUGGUCUUCUACCUGUAUUUGCAUGAUCCACAAGCUAAGAAUAGAUUUUAUAUUAUUAAGAGGUUUUUAAAAAUUAAAAGAAUUUUGUAGAAUGAAAAUUAUAUGACAUUCAAAUUGUAGUGUCCAUCAAUAAAGUUGUAUUGGAACAUGGUGACACUCAUUGGUUCACACAUUGUUUAUGGCUGCUUUGCUUGACAGCAGUAGAGUUGAGUAGUUGUGGCAGAAGCCACAUGUGGUGCUUUCAUCACUUUGCACUCCUGCUUGCACCCUGCAAAUCAACAGUGACAGAGUUGUGAUCUGAUAGGAUAUCAAAUGCCACAGAUACUGUCUUACUAUAAUUUUAAAAAAUACCAGUGCAUACUCAUCAUAUCAAAAUAAGAUCAAGAAAAUGGUACCUAAAACUCACACUUUUGAGGCCUAGUGAGGUACAGAAUAUUUUUUCAUUGAAUCAGGUAGCAGCACGUUCUGAUUUUUGUGUAGCAACACUGUACCUAUGCAAAAUAGAAUGCAAUCUGCAUCAGCAUUUCCAGGCUGAGACAUCACCACAAUCUUCCAAAUACACAGGAAAGCAACAAUAAGAAAAAAAUUAAAUAUAAUAUCAAAACAGUAGAAAUUUGUUAUGAAGUUAAUAACGAGGGGCAGACAUUGUGGCACAGGGGUUAAGCUUCUGUUUGAGGUGCUUGCCUCCCAUGUUAGAAUGCAUGGUUCAAUUCCUGGCUACUCUGCUUCCAAUCCAACUUCUUGUUAAUGCAACCAGGAAGGUAGCAGAUGAUGACAGCAAGAGCACUUGGUUCCCUGCCACCCAUGUGGAACACCUGCAUGGAAUUACUGGCUCCUGGCUUCAACAUGGACCAGCACUGACCAAUGCAGGCAUUUGGGGUGUGAACCAGCUUAUCCUCUCCCUCUCCCUUCCCCUCUCUGUCAUUUUGCCUUUAAAUUAAUAAAUAAAUCUCUUUUUUUUAAAUAAGACUAUACAGUAUUACCUUGAUACUACAACCAAAAAGGAUAGUACACCAAAAGAAAAAAUAGCCCAUCAGGAUGUUCAUCUCUUAGUCCCUGAAACCUGGGAAUUUGUUACUUCAUAUGAAAAAAGGUACUUUACAAAUGUGACUGAAUUUAGGAUCUUCAAUUGGAAAAUUGUCUUGGAUUAUCCCCGUGGGUCUCAUGGAACCACAAGGGUUGUUGUAAGAGGGUGGCAGGAGGAGUGAGAGUGAAAUGUAACCACGGAAGCAGAGGGACAGAGAGAUUUGAAGAUGCUACUCUACUGGCUUUAAUUAUAUUAUAGAGGAGAAGGGCCAUGAGCCAAAGAAUGUGGAUGGCUCUAGGAGACUACAAAAGGCAAGAAAACAGAUUCUCCCCUAGAAGCUCUGGAAAGAACCAGCCCUGGAGACACCAAUGGAAUUGAUUUGGAAAGUCUAGAACAGAAUCUAUUGUUGCUAUUUUAAGCCAUGUAGUUUAUCAUAGAAUAGGACUGCAAAAAAGCUCAUCUGUUGAAAUUCCAUUUGGAAGUCUUUAGAUUUGUGCUCAUGAGUGAUAGUGCUCAGAAUAUGCACAUUCAAGAUGGAUUCAGUUUUCAAAAACCAGUGUAAGCCACCAUAUUAAUAGGCUGGAGAAGAAAUAUCACAUGGUCAUAAAAUUUGAUGUAGAAAAAGCAUUUAAUGGGGGCCGGCGCUGUGGCAUAGCAGGUAAAACUGCUGCCUCCAGUGCCAGCUGCUCCACUUCUGAUCCAGCUCUCUGCCAUGGCCUGGGAAAGCAGUAGAGGAUGGCCCAAGUCCUUGGGCCCCUGCACCCACAUGAGAGACCUGGAAGAAGCUCCUGGAUCCUGGUCUCAGAUUGGCACAGUUCUGGCCAUUGUGGCCAAUUGGGGAAUGAACCAGUGGAUGGAAGAUAUCUCUCUCUGUCUCUGCAUCUCUCUCUGUGUAACUCUGACUUUCAAAUAAAUAAAUAAAUCUGUAAAAAAAAAUAAUGAACUCCAACAUCUAUUGAUUUAAAACUUUUUCAGAAAGGUAGAAAUAGAGAGGAACUGCUUCAAUUUGGUAACAAAGACUCCAAAAAGCUUACAACUGACAUUAUACUUAAUGAAAAAUGCUAAAAAUUUCCCACCAAGAUCAGGAAGACAAGGGUGUCAAUUAUUAUUACCCUUACACAAUCUAAUAUGGACUAUUCUAGCCAUCACAGUAGUCAAGAAAGGGAAAUAAAGUAAACCUAGCUUUAAAAAACCCAAGUGAAUUCAGCAAGAUCUCAAGAU